GUGAAGCGCUGUGAAUACUUUCCGGAUGCACUGUAAAUGCUUCACGCUGCAUUGGUGAAGCCAAAUCUAUGCCCUUGGUCUGGGUACAGUAUUACAUGCACAGUUAGUUAUUUUCUAUACUAUAUUGACUCUUGAUGGUCUGAGGUCAGCUGUCUCUCCAGAAACAUUCAUCAAAAGUCAAUAUUUGUUCUUUGGUUUCGGAAUACGUGCAUAAACAAUGUGAAAUCUGUCCUAUAGUUACAAACAAACCAUGUUUGAUUCCAUUAGGAUUGGUUCCAAAUUAUUCCUUCUCAAAAGCUCAUUUUUGCCUGAAAAAUCCCUCUGAAAUUCAUCUAUUUUUACAAAUAACCAAUGAGAGAUUGUUCCUGAUGUCUCAAAGUGGCAUCAACCCUGAAAAUAACAGAAUUAUCCCAUAGCAUCUAUUUCUCUCACACAUUCCAGGUGUGUUUUAGGGUCUGUCCCUCGCUCACAUGCAAAUCACAUGAGUCAAAAUCAGCAGCGUGUGCAUCUGAUUCAAUUAUUGUGCACACCCAGAGAGAAAGAUAAACUUAUUGGGUAGAAAGUCUCAUUCACACUACCAGGACACACCAACUCAUUUGUUAUUACAGCAGUUAUUGACUCACUGGUAUUGCAUUUUCCAUCUGAAUAUUGACAGUUUUAACCCAGAGGUAUGGGUACAUUUCUCUGUGAUGUUGUGCAAUAUUUAAUUCUACUGACAUUGCAUCAUGUUAGAAUAAUUUCUAAUGUAAAGCUGUCAUUAUAAUUAUAUAUGCACAUAAACAACUGAAUAUUCUGAUGUUUUGAUGGUAAUAAUUGUUGCAGGGGCCCCCCAGUCAAGGGCCAAAAUACACUUUGCACUGUGUGUGUCCCCUCUAUGCCAUUGUGAAAUGUUUUUAAACUUAUAAAUGUUGGUUUAUUAUAGAGUUGUGUUUUCAUUCACUGCAGUCACUGUCUCCUGCUGUGAUCAAACGAGCUCUAUGCAUAAUUUUGCUCUGUCGAAUCCUACUAUGGCAUAGACAGAGCUCAUGAAUAUUAAUAUCCUCAUUCCGACGUUGCUCGGAAACAUUGGCGUCCUAUUGCGUGUCCUACUUAAUAUUCAUAAGCCACGCCUCUAACACCGUGCGAUUCGCCAGCAAGCCAGCGCCCUCUUGUAUUUCUGCCAAUCAGACAGUCCUAUUGGCCGAACGUCAGCCUACGUAAUUAAUAUGCAUAAGUUAAGUCUUUCCCAUAGUAGGAUUGGUCGACUCUCUCUCCGGUUGUGAAGGAGUUAACGGGGAGUGCAGAAUUCCGCACCGGCCGCAGUAGAUGAUCGCAAUAUUGAUAGCGAGAGGUGUCGCGACGCUACAACGCUCCUCGGAGACAUCAAACCGGCGCCUUUGGAAAUACUAUUAGGAUAUAACGCAACGGGAUCGGGAUCAUUUUGCAUCUAAACGGAAACGUCACGCGCAUACAUACAUACGUCUCAGUAGUGAUGCGUUUGCGUCCAUCUGGAUGAUGCGACGCGAACGCGAGUGUUGCGCGUCGCGCUGAUACUGAAGUGGAUACAGAUGAUGUUGUGAAUAUAACAUUAUAUCAUCGCGUAUGUCGUUUACAGAUGAGCGUCGCGAUCAGUCCUGCUGGAUCAACCUGAGGUGUCUUGGUUACGAGCGCAGUGGUUCUAGUUCAUGGAUCCGCCCUGGUGGGGUUCGAACCUGCAACCUUCGGGUCAGCCGCCUCAGGUGUUUGAGCAGUAGGGCGCAGCUGCAGUCAUGUUGCCCGGGGUGGGUGUAUUCGGCACCAGUCUCACGACUCGGGUCAUCAUCCCUCUGCUGAAGAACGAGGGCUUCUCGGUGAAGGCGUUAUGGGGUCGCACGCAGGAGGAGGCGGAGGAGCUCGCGCGCGAGAUGAACGUGCCCUUCUACACUAACCGGAUCGAUGACGUGCUGCUGCAUCAUGAUGUGGAUCUGGUGUGUAUUAACCUGCCGCCGCCGCUCACGAGACAGAUCGCCGUCAAGACGCUCGGUAUUGGAAAAAAUGUAAUAUGCGACCGGGCCGCGACACCGCUGGAUGCCUUCCGCAUGAUGUCAGCAGCCCAGUACUACCCUAAACUGCUCAGCAUAAUGGGUAAUGUGCUGCGCUUCCUUCCAGCAUUUGUUCGCAUGAAGGAGCUCCUGGAAGAAGGUUAUGUCGGGGAACUUUUGGUCUGCGAGGCGCAAGUGCACGGUGGCAGCCUUCUUGGCAAGAAGUACAACUGGAGCUGCGAUGACCUCAUGGGUGGCGGUGGACUCCACUCUGUGGGCAGCUACAUCAUCGACCUGCUCACGUUUCUGACCAGCCGGCGAGCAAUGAAGGUCCACGGCUUCCUCAAGACUUUCGUCAAGCAGACCGACCACAUCCGAGGUAUUCGUCAAAUCACCAGCGACGACUUCUGCACCUUUCAGAUGGUGCUAGAGGGUGGCGCUUGCUGCACUGUUACGCUCAACUUCAAUGUUCCAGGUGAGUUCCGUCAAGAAGUGGUGGUUGUGGGCACAGCCGGCAGGUUGACGGUGAGCGGGACGGACUUGUACGGACAGAAGAACGAAGGCGAAGGUGGACAGGAGCUCUUGCUGAAAGACAACACCCCUGUGGGGAACGCAUCCUUACCUGACAAGGCAUUCCGAGACAUCCCAUCGCCUUACCUUACCGGCACCAUCUGCAUGGUUCAGGCAGUACGGCAGGCGUUCCAAGACCAAGACGACCGUCGUACCUGGGACGGUCGGCCGCUCACAAUGGCUGCUACCUUUGAGGAUUGUCUAUAUGCACUUUGUGUCGUGGACACGAUCAAGAAGUCCAAUCAAUGUGGAGAGUGGCAGAACAUUGUUGUGAUGACAGAAGAACCAGAGGUCAACCCCGCCUACCUGAUCAGCGAGGCCAUGCGUCGCAGCAGAAUGUCGCUGUACUGCUAAUGCAACUCGUAAGAUUUGGGUAAAGUGGAAACGCAAGCAAGGUUGGUUGCAGUGAAGCAUUCUUACUGUAAGCAAACAGUAAAAGUCGCUCUCACAUGGAUUGUAAUUCCGAAGACCAUUCCUUGCAGAGACUUGUUGGAUUUACCAGUUUUAGAGACUGGAGUCUGUACAUUCUGUUUUCCUGGGAAUACCAUACCUUGAAGACAUGCAACCAGUGGAGGCUCAUGCUAUUAUCUGCGGCAUCCACGCACAACUCGCCAUGCGCCCCACUGAGAGCGAGAACAACAUCAUAGCGGCCACGAGGAUUUUAACUUGACUCCAGUCAGGCUUCCUAAGAAACCAAUUGGCCCGGUUGCUAGGGAGGGUAGAGUCAUGUUGGGUUAACCUCCUCGUGGUCGCUAUAAUGUGGUUCUCGCUCUCGGUGGGGCGCGUGGUGAGUUGUGAGUGGAUGCCGCGGAGAAUGCGUGAGCCUCCACACGCGCUAGGUCUCCGCAGCAACGCGCUCAACAAGCCACAUAAAAAGAUGCACAGAUUGACAGUCUCAGACGCAGAGGCAACUGAGAUUUGUCCUUCGCCAACCGGAUUGAGGCGAGUCACUACGCCACCACAAGGACUUAGAGCGCAUUGGGAAUUGGGGAGAAAAGGCAUGCAACCGGUGGAAACUUGCUUUGUCCUUGUUGCACGGAGUUAAAUUGUCACCAGAUGGGCUUGACUGCAUCUCUCCUGUGUUUUUGUAACACAUAUUUGUGUGUCGGCCAUUGGUUAAAACGUCAGUUGUUUGGCUGCUAGUCCUACUACAGAUCAAGUCAUCAAGUAUGCAAUAAAUCUGCCUAGAUAUGCUGUCAAAGCCAUGCUUUGCUGAAAUACAUGGCAUGCAUGUGUUCUUAUGACUGUUUGUACUUUGAGGUUGGCACAAAAACAAACCAUGCUAAUACAAUCCUGCUCUUCUGUCUGGCUUUUGUGUGAAGGUACCGAUGGGAUGUUAAGAUCAGCUUCAUGUGUCUGUUUGUGUUUGCAUGCUAGAGCAAAAGCGUUUAAUGUAAUAGUGUGGAUGUGGACUCCAGCCGUCAACCAAUGACUGAAACUGCAUGAGAUCUGCACUGACACUGUAAAGAGAAGGUGUAUUUUAUGUAUUACGAGGUAGACUUGGGGCAAAACGCUGCAAGAAUAUCAAAUGUUUCAGUAUCGGUCAAACCACAUAUUAGAAAAUGUAUUAUAGCAAGUUAUUGUCUUGUCGAUCCAUUUGACAACAGUUUGAUAGCCCUUCAUUUUCCACCUGAAGUUCUGAUUCUGAGCCUAAUAUGGCACGUGUGAGUCUUUUAUGAGGUUGGCACAUCUACAUGGUUCUAGACCACGUGCCAUAGUGGUUCUCAACUGGUUCUCUUCAGGACCCAGAUUUUACAUUGGAGAUCCAGUGGUGACCCAACACAGUACCAAAAUUGUUUAUUGUACAAAAGUAAACAAAUUUAAUAUUAACUAAUAAUAAUAUUAUUAUCAUGAACUGCAUAUACCCAACAAUAUGCAACAUUUUUAACAUAACAUAUAGGCUGAAUAGAAAAUGUGACAAUUUGUAAAUCCAUAACAACAGAACUGUGAUUUACCAAUUAUUUUAUUUAAGUUGUAUUGUAUUUAACCCCUUAAAUAGUUUUGCUCUUGGUUUUCAUGUAAAUGACAGAUGAAUUUGCACCAAAAUACUGUAGACUGAUUGGAUGCAUAGUUUGUUGCAUCAACAACAAAAGCUAUGGUAAGCGUUUUGUCCUCUUUUAAAAACUGACAAGCCAGUCUAAUGUUAAUUGCAUCUUAAUAUUUAGCAUUGUUUUUUUUCCACACUGUUCGCUACCCAACAGUUCAGAACCGAUGCGUCUUUGAGGGCUAGCCUAUGUGUGAUAAUUGAUAAACCUGAAAAUAUGCUAAAGGGUGCUAGAUUGUCAUAUGAACACUUGUACUGCUUUUUAAUGAUAUGAUGGCUGUGCUACACAAAAUAAAACAGAACUCAAUUCCAAUGUUCAUUGUGUAUACAACAAUAAACACUAGAAUAUGGGUUCAAUCUCAUUUUAUUUAGUGUAGCAAUGCAGUUAAGGGUAAACUUUACAACAAAAUUAUAGCUUAGGGGAUUUGUUCCCAUCCAUCACUCCAAUUGCAUUUUAUGGUGCGUUCAUGUCAUGUCAGAAUUACAAUAUUACAAGAUUUUUACUUAUAAAAUCUUCGUAGUUAACGUCUUUGUAAAACUCGUAAUAAUUCUAUGAAAGCUCAGACUUAAUCGUCAUAAUGUCAUGCUUAAAGAACCAAAACGGCAGCAGCCUCAGCAUUUAAAGGUAGCUUAACCCUCCUAUUCUGAUUAAAAAGAACCGCUUACUUUGCUGCUUAUGGUCAUUUUUACAGGUGUAACUUUUUUCUUUAUAUAUAUAUAUAUAUAUAUAUAUAUAUAUAUAUAUAUAUAUAAAUUAUACAAUUUCUUCUUCUGAAGUAAAAACAAUAAAAUUCCGCACUUCUUUUGGGAUUUUAUGAACUUAUUUACAUAUUAAUGUAGCGAUUUCCCCAUUCAUAUGUAACUUCGUUACAGUAAAAACCUACCUACACUUCUAUAAGUUUAAACAUGAAGAAAAUGUGAGAAUGUGUCAUGUAUUGAUGCUGCCAUCUGGUGAAAAAGAAAAAUAACAUGACUUGAAAUCGUGUUAUGACAGUAAUAGCCAGUAGAUGGCCUACUGUGUAUAAUUCGAAAUGUUUAGCAUUCUGCACCUCUUCAUUUCUGUGUGUGUUUGCCUGCAUUGUGGCUGAUUUAUAUAUUUUAUGUGACAAAUAAAAAAAAAAAAACAAUUGUUCUGUCUUCCCCAUUCAUUUCAUAUGGUCGGUCAAUUUUGACCGCAAACAGCAAAAGUGUUGUUUUUUUUUUUGUUUUUUUUUUUUUACACCCACUUACACUUAUUGGAUCAAGUAAUUUGUUGUGUGUUCAGAUAGCAAGUGGAGAAAAAGUCACUAAGUAUUGUACUGCUCAGAUAAAGAGAACCAUUUUUAUUACAUUGGAAAAAGUGAUUUUGGUCAAAAAUGACAGAACAGAAUAGGAAGGUUAAAUAAAUGUCUGUUUGAUAUAAUGUUUUUAUUGUAUUCACUGUUACUUGAUUGCUUUUUGUUUUGUUAGAACAUAUAGAGGUGAAUUAAUGAAUUAAUGUAGUGAUUAAACAUUUUGCUAUAAUCGAUAACAAAGCAACACAUGGAUCCGUUUUGGUGCUAUGAGCGUUGCUGUAGAAACAAAUUAUUUCUGUGGUCUGAGGAUGUGAACAGCUCCGGGUAGAAUCUCUGAAGUGUCAUCUCGUAAUUACUGUAAUUCCGACUCGACAUGAAUGCACCAUAAAAAUGGUUAUUAUUUGUAGGAAAUAAUGAUUGAUCUGCAAGAAAAAAAUCAUUUUCUAGUCCCGAUCAAAAUUGUUAAGCUCAGUUUGGCAUCAAAGUAUUAUAUUGUCAGCUUGCAUUUGUUCAAUAUAUACAAUUAAAGACAGGUUUUUCAGCUGUCGUAUUUGGUUGUAUAAAUCACUGUGGGACUUAUCAUUGUAUAGCAGCCUUAUGACAAAAGACUGGAAUGAAUUACUUCAUAGGUUUAUUAUUUUGAUAUUGUCCAAUCAAAUGUGGCUGUAUUUUAUUUCUUUGCUGCCUGUAAAAAUACCUGCUGUACAUGACUGGAAACAUGCUCUAUGUAGUGUGUGGAUGUAUUUUUAUUUUAUCCUGAAUGUUUCAUAUCAGAUCAGGAAGUGUUUGUAUUGUGAAACAGGAAAUAAGAGGCCUUUAAGUGUACAUCAGUGUACUAAUAUUGUCAUAAUAUCACUUAAAGUUACUUAAAGCUCAGUCUCAAUAGUUUCAAUAAUGGUGAUGAGGAAAAUGCUGUAAGAUCCAUCUUGAGAUUUGGUCCUUGUCUUGAGAGAUGCUGUUAUCCCAAAUUUACAUGGACAAACUGGAGUCAUGUUGCCAACUACUGUAUGUUUUCAGCACCUGUUUUGAACAAAACUCAACAAUGCUUGUGAAAAAAACAUGUUACAACUGGAUAUGUUUAAAUGUAUGAUUGUACUCUUUGUAUGUGAAUAUCUAUAUACUCUUCCUGUUGGGCAGCAUGUGCAAAUACCCUCAUUUGAAAGAUGAUCUGGAAUUCGGUGGUAAAAUGGUGUUUGUGGUGGUCUGGAUUUAACACGGCUUUGACGGAAGUUGGAUGGGUUCUUUUUUUUUUCUAGAGAAACCCUGACAAGUCAUUAAAGGAAUACUCCGGGUUCAAUACCAUCAAUAUUAGUGAUCGACCGAUAUGGGUUAUUUAAUGGCCGAUGCCAAUAACCAGAGAUUGGCUGAUAGGCCGAUACAAUGCCGAUAUAUCACACAAUUUAAUAUAGUAAAUAACAUAAACAACAUUGCUAAAAAAAUUUACAAACUCUUAUUUAGAACUAAAUUUACUCAAUUUCACACAAAACUUUAACUGGAUUUUCGUGAGGUUCGUGAAUUACAUUUGUUUAGACGAGAUAUUUGCAGACGUUUUAUUGGUAUUUGCCUUUUAUCAUUAGAAAAUAAAGUUAAAAGUUACAGUGAACUAUUGAGGAGAGACUGCUUUAGAGGUAAAUAAAUGAGCGCUCCACAGGAUGCUGGAUCUGCUCAAGUUUUGUGAGGUUGGUUUAUUACAUCUGUUUAAAUGAGAUAUGCACAUAUCAGCAGAUGGUAUAUGAUAUUAGUUUUAUCGAUAUUUGCAUUUUUAUCAUUAGACAAGACAGUUAAAAGUUACAGGGAACUGUUGAGGAGUGAGAGGGAGAAUGAAACAGGCAAGCGCUUUAACAUUAUGAGCUCAAACGCAUCUGCGUCGCGGCUCUGAUAUGUGGACCGUUUAAAUGACACUGUGUUGCACACCGGUCUAUUAUUGUAGUAACAUGAUGGCAUGUAAAAACAAAACGAACCAUGACUGAACAUUUACAUGUCUCAGUCGCUUCACAUGCAAGCAUUCAAUUCUCUACACCCUCAAGAAACAAAUUGGCCAAACAGGAAAAUUUAUCGGCUGAUGCUGAUAAUUUAAAAAAGUCAGAAUAUCAGCCGAUUUAUUGACCUCGGUGAUAUAUCGGUCGACCACUAAUCAAUUUUUUUUUUUUUUUUUUAAUCUAGAGAAACCCUGACAAGUCAUUAAAGGAAUACUCUGGGUUCAACACCAUCAAUAUUCCAGGUUCAGUUAACCAAGUUAAGCUCAAUCGACAGCAUUUGUGACAAUGUUGAUUACCACAAAAAUGUAUUUCGACAGAAGCAAAAAAUCUGGAUUACAGUGAGGCACUGACAAUGGAAGUCAAUGGGGCAAAUUUUUGGAUUGUUUAAAGGCAGAAAUGUGAAGCUUAUAAUUUUAUAAAAGCACUUACAUUAAUUCUUCUGUUUAAACUUAUUUGAGCUAUAAAGUUGUUUAAAUCAUCAUUGUUACGUUGUUUUUAGGGUUUUAGGCUUUACAGCAUUACGUAGUCAUGGCAACAAAGUUGUAAAAUGUCAUAUAACUUUACACAGAAAAGGUUAGUAAGUGAUUUCAUCACUUUAAAAUCAUGAUAAAACACAUAUUGUUUACGUCGUGUCUAUACUUUUGAAACUGAGUAUUUGAACGUUUACAGAUUGACCUCGCUGACUUUCAUUGUAAGUGUCUCACUUAAAUCAAGCUUUUUGCUUUUUUUAAAGAAAAGGAGCGACGAGUCAAAAUGAAUUUUUAUGAUAAUUAACAUAGUUACAAAUGCUGUUGGUUGUGCUUAACUUGUAUUGAACCUGGAAUAUUCCUUUAAAUCUCACGAAUGCUGUCAAGAAAGACUGGGACAUAUUUUUCAGCAAAAAAGUGCAAAAGUACAUUAGGACCUGCUUUUAGGACCAUUAAGCUUGCCAAUGCAAAUGUUUGUUUGUUUCUUUGUUUGUUUGUUUGUUUUGCAUUGUGACAUUAUUUGCAUGACAGUACAUCCCACUACCAUCCCAAAUUGUCAUUGCUGUAGGCCUAAUGCAAAAAAAAAAAAAUGAUAUUCUUUAUAUUGUAAAGUACAAUUGUAAGUAUACAUCAUGGCAGUAGUUUUUUUACCAAGUUUAAUUUAUGCUUUUUUUUUUAAAUAAAGUGUCCAGACAAAAUUAUUUUCAUCACAUGAGGUUUUUUUUUCUUUUUUUCUCCACAUUACAGUAAUGAGAUUUUCAGGGAGAUUUUCUUAAAAUCUUAAAAUCUUUUGGGUUGAAAUGUGAUUGGAUAUUUCUUGGUGAGAAUCGGCCUACAAUUUGAAAGUUCUAACAACACUGAUACCUGUUAUUUUAACAAAUGACCAUACUUCGCAAACAUUGGUCAUCAGCUUUUAAGUGCAUCUUAGAAAUGGCACCAUUUCACCCGCUGAUGUGAAAGAAACAGACCUGCUUUUUGUACAUGCUCAGAUCGUAUCCCAGCAACCAUCUGCCACAGUGUCAGACUCAACCCAUCUGAAACAGUUUACCAUCUUUAAUGCCAGCUGGCAUUAAACACACAAUGUGAAGUGUGUUAUUACAGUGUGAAUAGAGUUACUACUUUAAGUGUAGUUUAUAAUAAUAUAAUUCAUUAUCCACACACAUGUAGGGGUUUUCCAGAAACAUUAAAGAAUAAUAAAUAAACUAAUAAUAAUGUAUUAAAUAUAUCCGUUAAUAAACAUAUUAUAUAUAAUUCAUUUCUUAUGAAUAUAUUUAACGUAUCUAUAUUUCCCCUUUAACAACCCAAGUUCAAAUCUAACUUUGUCUCACUUUUUACCAUCCUGUUUCCUGUACCAACUCUCAAAAUUUCCUUUAAUACUACUUAUAAUAAUGGAUAAAAACAAAUAUGAUUUGAUUGAUUUCCUCACAGUGAAAGUCAGGGAGAGAAAGGAUCAAAUUAACCAUUACUAUAGUAAUAUUGUAAUAACCAUGUUUUUCCUAGCAGAAGCCAUAGUUUUACUACAGUAAUAUGGUGUUAAUAUACUAACCAUGUUUAAUUUUUUGGUCACUGUGAUUUUAGUGUAAAAUACCAUGGUGAUACUUUGGUUACUGUAGUAAAACCAUGGUUAAUUUUGUAAGGGAAUGUUAGGGUUGGGUUUAGGGGUAGGGGUUGGGGUUGGUGUUGGUGUAAGGUGUCUAUAUAUAAACACAAUAAACACGGUGCAGUGAUGCCCCUAUACUGCAUUUAUUUAAACAGGGGUGCAAGUAGUAUCUCCCGCUAUUUGUACCAGAGUGCAAAUAACCUCUGCCUUAAUUUGAACCUUUAUGAUUAAGUUAACACAUACACAUGCAGAAAUGUUGUCAGUACUUUAUCGAACAAAACAAAAAUGUUCAUUUUACUCAAACACAUAGCUAUAAAUAGUAAAUCAAGAGAAACAGAUAAUUUUGCAAUGGUCUCUUCAUUUUUUCCAGAGCUGUGUAUACAGUACAUAAUGGACCAUGGUAGAAAAACACUUAAUCUCCCAAAAUGUUGAACCAACAAAUAUUUCUUUUCUAAUUGUGAUUCACCAACUUCAAUAUCCAGCCCAAUUCACACUAAUCCGUUUAAGUUCGACAACUUUGUGUUUUUUAAGUUUCCAAUCUGUCAAACAUUUUCCAAAGUACGUGGGUAUGGAGAGCGUUUUCGAAAGUCUGUUUUCUGUGAAGGAAAAUGCUGUUCGAAUGUGGAUGCGAGGCGUAAAUGUAGCAAAAUCUGAACGUAAUCAGAUUAGCAUGGAUGACAUGGUUUUAGAUUUUAAAUUUUGCACCACCCUCUAAAGGAAGUUGAAAGGUUCAAUUGGUUUUCCACUAUAAGUCUGUGGUGUAACCAUGGUGAAUUUGACAUGUUUAGGCUGAAAGGAGAAUGACAGAGCAAGACCACCACGCGUUUGGUUUGCAAAUGCUGCCCAUCUGCAGUGCUGUGAUGCCCAAAAUGUUAAUGUUGAAGGACUACUGUCCAUUUGAAUGCUUUAUGAAUGUUUUUUGAGCGUAUAUUUAUUGUACUAUAUGUAUAUUGUGGAUGCAUGGACUCUUGUAUAUAUUUUGGAGUGAUAGAAAACUUAUUUAUCAGUCUUAGCGAAUGUACUGUACUAGCAGCAUCACAUUUGAUAUGUUAUAUGUCUGCUGUAGGGAGACUGAGGGAAUGCCAUUAUUCUGUUUGAUGUUGGUUAUGAGGGCAAUGAUGGGUGCCAUCGGGAGAUCUGUGAACAAUGGUGUGUUCCACUGUGUUCAGAACAGCAUACUAGCUUUCUAAUCUUACUAUUGCUGCAGUGUAUAGUAUACUGGCAAAAUAUGGACACACACACAAAAAAAAAAAAGAGCAAAAUGACCACCCAUAUGUUCUAAAUGCUGACUGGACACACACAUUGAAUUAAACAUGCAAUGUGAUAC
This is a messenger RNA of Myxocyprinus asiaticus (Chinese sucker), 11261 nucleotides long. RefSeq names its product glucose-fructose oxidoreductase domain-containing protein 1. The record is from RefSeq and is a predicted model, not a curated record. Gene Ontology annotation, molecular function: nucleotide binding. Lineage: Eukaryota; Metazoa; Chordata; Actinopteri; Cypriniformes; Catostomidae. Bases 1749 to 2924 code for a protein of 391 amino acids. The transcript is spliced from 2 exons.